This is a messenger RNA of Porites lobata, 10601 nucleotides long. Lineage: Eukaryota; Metazoa; Cnidaria; Anthozoa; Scleractinia; Poritidae. The record is from the annotation of a GenBank genome assembly.
GCCAUGCAGGAGGAGGGCAUUAACACGUACGAGAGCUACCGAGAACUUCUUUCUGCUCUGAUGCGUGAGUUUACUGAACAUGAAAGCUUCUAUUCUCCGUUCAUGCUUGAUGGCUGGCAAAUCCAACUGUUCAAAUAUUGCGUUUGUGGCGCAUUUAACAGUGAAAUUGGAGACUUAGUUAUCUACGGGUUAUCAAACCUUACAGGUCUUCCAUGCAAAGUGGUUACAGAAGGUUGUAAUAAAGUUCCUUACAUUCAUGUUGUGACUCCAGACAGAUUAAAUAAGACAGAUGUUCAUGAUGGCAGUUUACUCUUGCUGCUGACUAGUCUUCACUACGAGCCGCUGGUUAAAAUGGUAAGUGAUUAAUUUGAGUUAACUGAACAUGAAAGGCUCUAUUAGAUACACCCAAGAGUUAGAAACUGAAGCCAUCUGUAUCUUUAUGGGGCACAUUUUCAAGGCAAAGAUAAGGUCCACGUGUUAAUGAACUUGGUUUUAUAGUAUUUUUCUCUGUCUGUCUGCAAAUGUUUCCUUUUCAAACUAAGUACAUGAGGGAACAUAGAUGUUAAAGUAACUGAGGCAAAAAAUGAUAACAAACUUGAAAUCCCUUUCCACUUGGAGGUUGGACACUGACGCUUUUACUAUAAUCCCAGGGGACUCACUUUUACCCUCACAUUAAUUUCUGAGGGUAUUUUUAUUUUCCUCUUUUAUUUCUUUUAGGACCAGCAGCAAAGUGACGAGGAGAAAGGAGAAGUUUUUGGAUGCAAAAGACAGGAAGUGCACCAAAACAAGGGAAGUGAUGGCCAUGAAGUGCACCAAAACACCAACAGUGAUGGCCAUGAAGUGCACCAAAACACCGACAGUGAUGGCCAUGAAGUGCACCAAAACAAUGGCGGUGAUGGCCAAGAAGUGCACCAAACCAACAACAGUGAUGGCCAGAAAGUGAACCAAAACAAUGACAGUGAUGGCCAAAAAGUGCACCAAAACUAUGACAGUGAUGGUCGAGAAGUGCACCAAAACAAUGACAGUGAUGGCCAAAAAGUGCACCAAAACAAUGACAGUGAUGGCCAAAAAGUGCACCAAAACAAUGACAGUGAUGGCCAAAAAGUGCACCAAAACACCAACAGUGAUGGCCCGGAAGUGCACCAAAACAAUGACAGUGAUGGCCAGAAAGUGCACCAAAACAAUGACAGUGAUGGCCAAAAAGUGCACCAAAACAAAGACAGUGAUGGCCGAGAAGUGCACCAAAACAAUGACAGUGAUGGCCAAAAAGUGCACCAAAACAAUGACAGUGAUGGCCAAAAAGUGCACCAAAACUCCGACAGUGAUGGCCCAGAAGUGCACCAAAACACCGACAGUGAUGGCCAUGAAGUGCACCAAAACAAUGACAGUGAUGGCUGUGAAGUGCACCAUGAUGGCCAAGAAGUGCACCAAAAGAAUCAAAGCAUUACACAUGAAGACCGUGAAAAAGUACGUGACUACAUGAGAAACUGUACUAAAGCAACCAGCAUUUACUAAAGGAUCUUCCAUCUCUAAAUGAAGAGCUUUUAUUUAUUACAGCAUAAUGAGAAUUGGCAAGAUAAUACUACUUAUUUAUUUGAAAAAGUAAUAAUUAUCACUUCUUUAGUGAAUCAGAAAAUGUUCUUCUUUAUAUACUGAGGGCCUGUAAAAGCAGGCAUGCUGUAGCUUCAUAAAUGCAGUGCUCUAGGGGUAAGAAUUGAUACAGAGAGUCCUUGAUAUUGUAUCAGUGAGGGGGAGCACUGAUAGAAAAAUGGUAUUUCAAAUAGUGGCUUAGUAUGACAUAAUAAUAAGUAUUUUUCUACUGUUUUUUCUUUAACAAUAGGUUUUGGAAGUCAAGCUUACAGAGUCUGAUGAAAAGUUAAAUGAAGGUAAGGCUUUUUCUCCCUAGUUUGAGGCCAACAUUGAAAGGGCCAGGGAAAAGGGGGUUGAGCACAACAAUUGUCAACGUUAAUCGUUCAAUUGACCCAAGUUCUAAUGUCACGGAUUGCAGUUAUGGUCUCUUUAUUCUUCAUCUUUCUCUCUUUCCAGCAUUUUUUUUUAACCUUGGCAUAUGAAAUUUAUUUCAAGAACUUCUGAGGUUUAAUUUCUUUUGUUCGUAGAUGUUGGGGCCGAUCCCGUAAAAAGUGAGCCAGUAGCAGAAAUAAAAAUGCGGAAAUCCAUAAUGGUAAGUGGAUUGAGAUCAGUGUAACUUAUGCCUUAAUAUUACUUUAUAGGACAACUUAGGAUUUAUCAUAGCCUGUAGGACCUAUCAAUUUGGUAACUCCUGGGGCUGGGUUAAGGAAGAUUAGUUUCAGUUUAUCAGCUUAUGAUGUUAUUGGCUCGACUUUGAACAGUCCUAUUUGUACUUUUUCGUAUAAGUUGUAAUGUGUGUGUACUUACAUUAGCUUUAAGAAGUCAGGGCAUGUUCUUGUCAUGUUUUGCACUCAACAGUCACUGACUAUGGGUGCUGAGUAGGCUAUGCGUGGGUGUACUUAUCAGUUUUCUGUUUAAGUCUGCUUUAUUUUGAUUUUCACAGAUGACAAGGAGACUGUGGUCAACUCUAAAAUCUAAAUUCAGACGCAAUACUAACAAAACUGAGAAGAUAAGAAAUGAAAUCAAGCCCUCUUGGAUCAGACGAUGUUUGCCAUCAAUUUCAUGUUGCUUUGGAAGCAAGACAAAGCCAGAGUAAUAUUAUUUAAUAAGGUAAGGGUCGAUUUCUAAUGUUUUUCACACAGGGCUGCAUUAUUGUUAAUUUGAAGCUGGAAGGGGUGUUACCAAUUAAGAUGGCAAGGUGUUCCCAAGUGAAGAUUUAUUCCUUUUUUCUUUUCUUUGACAUUUAAGUUCAAACUUAAGAUCCAAACAAUUACCAACCUGACAGCGGCACCCUCUAUGAGAUGGACCCCUCAGUAAAAUGGACACAAAUAUUUGGUCGUAGCCUUUUUAUCUCGAUCCCUUUAAUUGACUGUCUAUAAGACAGACAUCAUUCUUACACAGACACUUAGUACCAGUCCCAAACUUAAAGAGAGUUAACUGAACAUUUAAUACUUCUUCAGUUAUGAAAUAUGGAAGGUUUAGAACAUGCAGUGUCUUGCAUGUAUUUACAAAACUGUCAUGCCUCAUUAGAAGUGGGAUUCACUAUACAGGUUGGCUGAUUUCUAAAAUGCAUUGACCACAGUCUUCCUGUUUGAGCAACAUUUUUUAUUCAAGGUACAAUCUUAGAUAUGUAAGCAAGCAUCUUUGACCACCUUGGUUUCGUACCCUCUGUUCUUACUCAAAGUUUUACUUUUUUGCAGGCUCUACAAGAUCAGACCUGUCGUGACAGCUUUCCAUCCCACAAAAGAAGGAAAAAAAAAAACAAAACAAAAAAUAAAUAAAUAAAUAAAUAAAAAUUUAAAAAUUAAUUGAAAAACUAUCUAAAAAAAACACAAAACUGAGAAAAAAUUAAACAAGUAAACAAACAAAAAAGAGUAUGGUCACGACAGGCCAGGAAAGGAACUUGACUUGGAUGGGACACAGUUUGUGAACCAAUCUACCCAAGACUAUGGCUUAUGGAAACCAAGACCCUGCAGCCCUGCCUUUCCUGUUACUGGUAAUUUUUUGUUUAUUUUUUUCAGUGUCAAGUGCAAUGCUCUAGCUUCUUUUAAUAGCUCUAUUUUGAUCAGUUUUGUCGUAUGACUGUUAACCCUGUUAACCCCCCCCCCCGGGGGCUCAUAUCCAGGGGGCUUAUAUCCGGGGGUGGGGGCUUACAUCCGGGGGAAUUAUUUCCCCUGGGGGGGUUAUAUCCGGGGGGCUUAUAACUGAAACCCUCCCUUCCCUAGAGGCUACCACUGGGUUUUCCAAUAAAAAUAGGAAUAUCAAAUAUCUUUUUCCCUCUCCCCAGCCCCCCUACGACACAAAGAAGCUUUUGCGUAGGAGUGAGACUGGAAUAAAGAAAGCUCUUCGAAACAAGCUAUAACAGUGCUGAUAAAAUACGUUUGCAUCUAGUGAUUUUUAAUUAAGCUUCCAAAUGUCAUAAUAAAUAAAACAGUCAUUUCAAUACCUUUGAUCAGAGGCUAAAGUUUUUUUUUUGCCCAACAGUUGCCGCCGGAUUGGUUUGGUGCACUAAGAGCCAGUAACAAUGAAAAGGCUGAUCCUACUCAGAGAGCAAUUGAAGUUACGAAAAAGGCGUUCCUAUCUCCAGUACAAGGGAAGCAAGCACGUGGUAGCAAUUCCAGUGUUGGCUAUAGAGCUUUGUGCGGGAACUCCCUCUUAUCCCCAAAUGCAGGGAACAGUUUCUUAUUAACCUUCACAGUCUCUAAAUGUUCGUGAAAGUUAAGCUAAUACCACACCAUGGAGAUAGUGUGGUACAUUAUGUGAUGGCCAAAAUGAAUGAUGUGUAAUACGUUUGGCGAAAGCAAAAACAAAACAAAAAUACUGAAGAAAAAGAAGAAGAGAAAACAAACAAGCAUACAGGUCGAGGUGUGCGCGUGUUUUUCAAUAUAGCGGUACUUUUCUCAAGAGUCCGCAAGGAUGACAAGAUAAAAAAACAAAAAAACAACAAAGCAAAACAAAAAUAGUUAUGAAGGAUGACAAAUAAAUUGGUCGUCUUUUGUGAUGAUGCAGGUUGAUGUGCGUGACCUACAGGUUAUGGAUAAUAGUGUGGGUAGGAUAGUCAAGUAGUGUACCAGUGUAGAAAAAAUUACAAAUAAACGACUGGGAGAAAAGAAAAUGUGUAGACACUGUUCAUUAUUAGUGUUGAGAUGCGGUUUUUCAGGGUAAAGGCUUUUGGGCUAGCUUGCGUGCAGACGUGCAACAAAGGAAAAAGGGAGGGGACGUCUGCGCGUGGGGUAGAUACCCGUCGCAGAAAACAAUAACAGAUCAUUGUUUAUCAUUAUUUCCCAUUGUUUCACGGUGAGGGUAUCGAACCAUUCGGCUUUUAGGGUUAGGAAAGCUGUUGCAUGACCCUAGUUUAUGGUCAACGAAGACCACUGGCCUCUAAAGGUGAGGCCGCCAGCAAUACCCUGGGUCCUAGAGGUUUUUCCUGCGCACCGCUCGUGCCUUCGGCCUUCGGCCGACGUAAGCUCCUCACCGCACGCGAAAAAAAGCCUCUGGUGGGUGAGUGGGCCAGCAAGUAAAGCUCUCCAUAAUUUAAGUAUCUAGGAUUGCUCUUGAUUUCAGUGGCCAUCGAUUCUGACACUUAAAGUUUACAAGAGAGAAUAGGCUGAUUAGAAACUACAAGUAGAAAGUUUUCGAGACGGUUUCGUAGUGGGCAGUACAACUUUUCCCGCGAAAAAUCGUCACCUUGAAUUAAGCAUUCCAUAUCUUAUUAUGUUUAAAUAUCCAGACCUAACUAAAAAUAGUGUAAGAAAAGAAAAAAGUAAGCUAUUCUAUAGCGUGGUAGUAAACAUGUCCUGACUGCACUGCGAACAACUUUUUCUUCCCAUAAAAUAUUCAGAUAAUAAAUCUAUGAAAUGUUUUUUCCAGCUGAUGAAGGCGAUAAUUACAAUUUAUGACGGAUUAAGGCUUACCUCCAACACGUAGAUUUAUUUUUCAUUAAGCAAAUAUUUCGAGCAUCUGUAGCAAAUAUGUGUUCCGUACAAUUUUUGCCUGACUUGUCAAAUUUUUCUUAGACUGGUUUAUUGAUUUGAAGAGUAUGGCUGUUAAUUGCCAGGUGCCAUAGAAAAUCAGGAAUGGUUUUCAAGUGCUGGAGCUUGGAAUCGUCCACUUUCGAUUCGUGUUCAAAAUUAAAUAUUAAGGUUUGGAAUUUUUUUCCGUGAAUGAUACUGAUUCUGGCGCAAUUUGAAUGUUAAACCAGGAACAACGGAAUCCCCUACCGGGGAAAAAUGCUGUCUUUUCGUGUCAAGUGAUCGUGGGAUCCAAUAAAGGAGAAAGGUCAGUUUCGAUCGUAAACAUCGCAUUCGCAAAAAAAUUGAUGCAGAGUUAGUAUCUGUAAUUCUAAGGUCCAUUAAAGUUGCUCAUCCCCGUCUUUUGCAGUCCUGUUAGAAUGAUUUUUUCCGCUAGCACACGCUGUAGUUUAAGGUAAAUUGUUUUUUUAGCCCUAUAAUCACUUCUUGUAAGGGAAUCUAACACAGUGCUAAUCUUGGAUUCUAUUCUGAAUUACACGCAGUAGAUUCUGGAUUCCAGGUACGGGAUUCCCGAUUCUUUGUCGGUCGAACUUGGAUUCCGGAAUCCUUGAUUCCGGGUUGCAAAGACCAGGAUCCAAAACUCAAAAUUUCCAGAUUCCGGAAUCCGGAUUCCCGUAUACAUGCGAUGAUACGGUCUUUGUAUCCUGUCACUACAGGAAGUAGAAGGGAGUUAAAGCAGCGACGUUUUUGAGCGGCGUACGUCAACCGGAAGUGGACUUUUAGCACACUUGAGCUGUGAUUUUGAAUUAACGUUUUAAAUCGUCUCUAUGAGGGUAAAGACACUUAACAAUACAAAUUUGGUGGCGUCAAGGCAUAUUAAAGGGGAAAGGCUCACUUCCGGUUGACGUGCGUCGUUCAAAAACGUUGCUGCUUUAGCUCCCUGAUGUAAAUUGAAGGCUCUGCAGUACGUGAGAUAGCCUGGAAACGAGUUAUAAUUUCAACUUCCGGGGCAGAUCCUGAUGAAGGUCAGAAAAAGUAGUGACAGCGUUAUAAAAACCUUUCAUUGCGUUCAAAACCAAAACAGAGGCUACAAUAUAGUGCUCCGUCGCUAACAAGACAUGCUGAAAGGCAUCUACUAACACCAUAACAUAUUAUUCUAAAUAAGGAUGUUGUACUGAUCAUAAAUGCGCAUGCGUAAAUUAGCUAAUUGGUUUCCAUGUUACGUCAUAAAGGUAACUAGGUAGUAGAUGAGUCGUUAAGCUACAUGGUAGACGCGAAUACGCUUCAGUCUAAUAAAAGCUAUUGAGAAAAUUUUGUUUCGAAAACUGAGAACGUUGAUUUAUCAAAAUGAGUCGUCAAAAUGAAGGUGAGUACAUAGUUAAGUUAAUGUACCCUUAAUUUUUGGGCAAAAAGAUAGUCUUAGAAGAUGAUGUUACUUGAGGGAGGCCGGCACCACUCGCAAAUUUGAUUAUGAAUCGGGACGUGGUAGAAGUUUGGGCAGACAUAUUUUUUGCGCACUUUCGAAAUAAAUACGGUAACUUUAAUUUAAUUUAAUUUAGGCCGAUAUCAGAGAGAGUUUUCUUGAGGGAAAAAAUUGAAGAAAGAUAUUUUUUAAGCUAGUGAAGCCUUAUUGUAAUUUUUUUUUGUUUUGAGUUGCUACUGCGAGGCGCGCGCGCACAUUGCUGAAACCUUUGCGAAGGAAAAAAAAAGUCUGAUCGAGGGAAAAUUUCUAUAUUUUUGUCAAGAACACGAACUACAUCAAGACAAAGAGGAAGAGCUGCAAAGAAAAACGACUAUUCCGAAAAACUACAUUUUAGCUAGAGUUGGCAUAAAUUACAUAUUUUAACGAGCGUUCCAUUUGAAGUAAUAAUGGUAUAGAAUAUACUUUCGUGAGCACUCUAAAAGCGUGAAACAAACUCCUUUUUCACUAGUAAUAAAGCAACUCGACAGUUCUCCAAAAAAACAAAUUCUUACCGCUGGCGAAAUUUAGUUCGAAUAGCAAAAAGAUUAAAACGGCGAAGUUUAACACAGUAUAACACAGGCCGGAAUCAAGGCCCUGGUAUGGCACAGAGAAGAGAAGAUAGCCGAAGGCGCGCGCAGAUGUGUACAUAUAUUAAAAACGACCAAUAGCAGAGUGUCAAUUUUAAGACAGUCGCAUUCGGUCUAUUUUGAAUUUUCGCACGUUUUUGCGCUCUCCUCUUUUGACUGUCAAUGAGUUAGAGCAAGCACUGGGGCCGCGCGAGUGAUUGGCGUGGUGCCGAAGAAAACUACAGUAACUGUCUUAAAGGUACGUGCGUGCGCACUCAAACAUAACUUGAAUGGCGUAUCCAAUCGUCAGCAAAUAACAUGUUGCAAUAACCACAGUUAACAAGACUUCUUAUUGAAAAUAAUCACCCACCUUGCAUAUAAUUAGAUUCAUUUUAGUCUGAAGCGACUGCGUUUCAUCUUCCGGGUCGCUAUACGACGCUUCUUCAUAUAGGCAUUUCCGUAGAUCAUCUGGAUGAUUACAUGGGAACCACACUUUAACGACAAACGUCUGUAAUUUUACGCUUCUAUAGAGAAGGAAAACUGCAGCUCCGAUCAAGCGGGCACACCACGAUCUGUAGAAGAAUACCUUCAGCAGGAAGGAUUACGCAGAGUACCGGUUCCGGCGGAUGGCCACUGCUUACUGCAUGCUUGGCAUAGUGUAAGUGAUCAGAAAAACUUAAAAACCUAGGGAAAAAAUUUAAAGCUAAACUAGAGAAGAACAUAUAUCUUAUGGCUGGAUUGCAAACCAUUAUGGUUCUUGUGCAAACUUAUGCCAACGCUAAUGUAAGUUUAAGGGAAUGCACAUAGUUUCAAGAGAGGUUAAUAUAGAGAAUAACCAAAAAAAGAUUUUUUUUCUCGUUCUACCAAACAUUCAGUAUGUAAAUUCGUCUUGUUGUCUCGUAAACUCUUCAUUUUGCUCGUGCAUUCAGUUAGUUUUUUGCUCUUGAAGCUAGCUACGGUCCCCAAAAAGUAACAAAAGCCUUAUUCAUCGGCUUCCCUAGGGCAAAUGGACCCCCGUCUGAUCCUGGGUUCCCUGAUCCUGGGAUACGUGGAGACUUUGCCCAGGGGCAUCGCAACAAAUUGGACUCGAACUCUCUGAUAAGUGUGGGCUUUGCUUCCGGUGCCUGUUUUGUAAAUGAUUUCAUACAUUAAAUUUGAGCUUGCGACUACAUAUUUUUAUAUCGUUCAUAAAAUCCCUUCCCCAACCAAGCCCCCAGCCCUGCAUCCAUCCACCCCCAGCCCUCCCCGAUCUUAUCCCCGUUCUCGUUUGAACCUCGUCCCCAGGUCCCCAGGGCGCUUUUCCCAAGGAAAAGCGCCCUGGGGACGAGGUUGGUCUCGUUUUUAUGCAGCAGGCGCGGCAACCUACAGUAGUUUUACUGAAGAUUGAAUGAAAUUCAAAAAAACAUCUGUUUCUUCUUGGUCCUUAACAUUUCUUGGUUUUGAUCAACGUUGAGGAGGUUAGAAGGUUGGUUAGACUAACUGAGGAAGAAGUAUUUUGUCAUACCCAGUCUCAUUCAGAAAUUGUUAAAUAAUUUAAGACAUGUAAAUUACGUUUUACCGGUAUAAAUAGGCUAAAUAUUUUGAAAUAUUAAUUUUGUGAAUAAGCCUCGUCUUUUAUGAGGCCAAGUAUGAUCUGAAUAAUUUAUGCAGAUUGAGGAUGACAGUAACUUAUGUUGAGGUUAAGUUCACCUUUCACUUUGACCUGAGAACAGGGGACUCAAUGACUUUUAUUUGCACGCAAAAUGUUGCUCAUACACAUUUACCUAGACUUGCUGCAAGUAGACUAUGAGUAGUCCCUCAUUGUUCCUCAGGGACAUGUGAAAAUCACCCAAUGUGAGAAUUGCCUGCUCUUUCACCGCCGCAUCUCGCUUUUCUCGCAUGGGAUGAUUUUCACGUGUGUUCACGUUUUGUUUGUUCUACUGUCCCUGGGGAAAAAUGAGGGACUAGUCCUAUUCUAUGUCACAAGUCAACCUCACAAGUUUCCUGGUGAGUGGCGGACAAAAGACUUUUUUCAAGGUAAUUAAUGUAAGUUGAUGCAUUAAUGUUUCUCCUUCAGGCCAUGCAGGAGGAGGGCAUUAACACGUACGAGAGCUACCGAGAUCUUCUUUCUGCUCUGAUGCGUGAGUUUACUGAACAUGAAAGCUUCUAUUCUCCGUUCAUGCUUGAGGGCUGGCAAAUCCAACUGGUCAAAUAUUGCGUUUGUGGCGCAUUUAACAGUGAAAUUGGAGACUUAGUUAUCUACGGGUUAUCAAACCUUACAGGUCUUCCGUGCAAAGUGGUUACAGAAGGUUGUAAUAAAGUUCCUUACAUUCAUGUUGUGACUCCAGACAGAUUAAAUAAGACAGAUGUUCAUGAUGGCAGUUUACUCUUGUUGCUGGCGAGCCUUCACUACGAGCCGCUGGUUAAAAUGGUAAGUGAUUCAUUUGAGUUAACUGAACAUGAAAGGCUCUAUUAGAUACACCCAAGAGUUAGAAACUGAAGCCAUCUGUAUCUUUAUGGGGCACAUUUUCAAGGCAAAGAUAAGGUCCACGUGUUAAUGAACUUGGUUUUAUAGUAUUUUUCUCUGUCUGUCAGUAAAUGUUUCCUUUUCAAACUAAGUACAUGAGGGAACAUAGAUGUUAAAGUAACUGAGGCAAAAAAUGAUAACAAACUUGAAAUCCCUUUCCACUUGGAGGUUGGACACUGACGCUUUUACUAUAAUCCCAAGGGACUCACUUUUACCCUCACAUUAAUUUCUGAGGGUAUUUUUAUUUUUCUCUUUUAUUUCUUUUAGGAACAGCAGCAAAGUGACGAGGAGAAAGGAGAAGUUUUUGGAUGCAAAAGACAGGAAGUGCACCAAAACAAGGGAAGUGAUGGCCAUGAAGUGCACCAAAACACCGACAGUGAUGGCCAUGAAGUGCACCAAAACACCGACAGUGAUGGCCAUGAAGUGCACCAAAACAAUGGCGGUGAUGGCCAAGAAGUGCACCAAACCAACAACAGUGAUGGCCAGAAAGUGCACCAAAACAAUGA